Seriola aureovittata is the source of this 2307-nucleotide messenger RNA. RefSeq lists its product as uncharacterized. Bases 213 to 1583 code for a protein of 456 amino acids. The transcript has 10 exons. The record is from RefSeq and is a predicted model, not a curated record. NCBI's taxonomy places the organism in Eukaryota, Metazoa, Chordata, Actinopteri, Carangiformes, Carangidae.
AUGAUUUGAGAUUCAUGGCCACCAUACAAGUAGUAGGCGUAACCCCGCCCUUGGUAGAACAGUAAUUAACAGAGCGCUUGAAAGAGAAAAGAUUUCAAAGGACUGUGCUAGUGCGAGUGUGUAGCAGGAAACAUCGCCUUCGCUUAGUACAGUCCGUCCUGGAGAAGCACUAACACCAGCAAAAGUGAAGAAACCGUAAUUAUUUCGCAGACAUGUUACUGUUGUACAUGACAGUUUCCAGUCUCUUCAUUGGUUCGUCCGCUGCUAUUACGGAGGAACAUCUGUGUUAUGGUGGUAAUCUUAAAAUACCAUUCCCGAGUAUUUCCCCCCAUCUUUUCAGUAGACAGCUGUACUUCACUCCCAAGGAAGGGGGGUCCAGGAAGCUAUUGCUGGAUAAAGAGGAGGCAAAGGACCCACGCCUUAAAGUUUCCUUUAUGUCAGUUCGUUUGAUAGAUUUGACUGACAGAGAUGAGGGAACUUUUUCUAUCUCAUUGGAUGGUGAUGCACUACACGAUAUGGUCGAACUGACAAUUAAAGAUUGUGCUGAGGAGUACAACAGCCAUUAUGGGUCUCUUUUCUACUGGCGUAUUCCUAGAAAGGCUGAAUUCUUUGAGUUCACUCCCCUUCGCAGACGGGGCCAGCCACAGGUCAUGUGGAAUCGCACCGACCCUCAAACCAAUAAGGAAGGUAGAGGAAAGGUGAAUGAUAAUUCCUGGGAGAUGCACGAUCUCAGGCAAGCAGACAGCGGUUUCUACAACUUCAGGGGAAAGGACAACAUGUUGCUGGACAGGAAAAAGCUUUCAGUAAAAGAGUGGUAUAGAUACUACGAUCCAAUGGUGAACGAGCCCCUGAUUAUUGAAUAUCCUACAGCUAUUACCUUUACCUUGGGGGAAGUGACUUUUACAUAUAAGGGGAACAUGGAACCCAAAAUUCAACUGAGGCGAGCAGGCAACCCGGACAGAGAAAAAAACUGGAACUUAAGGCAAAGACAUUUUAUGGGGAGGCUUACUGUCUUGCAUAAGGGCUUACAAAUUGAUCCUGUGGAAAUCGCAGACUCCGGCACCUUUCACUUCAGAGACACACAAGGCAACCUGAUCCAGACUGUGAAUUUGGACGUAAAGCAAGGAGCUGCUCCUACAUUUGUGUAUGUUGCCAUUGUUGUUGGGAUUAUCUUUGCGGUGAUUUUGUGCUGUUGCUGCGUGAGAAAGUGCUGUUGCAAAAAGAGCUCUUCUAAAAGGGACACGUCGGCUCCUCAGAGUGCUGUAGCAUGUGCUACAGAUUACCAUGAUAGAAGUCAACCAGCAGGCCCAAGUACCUCUGCUGCAUCUUCUUCUGCUUUCUCCUAUCAACCAGUGAAUCACCAUGUGUCUACACACCCUACGACUACCUUCCUUGGGCCAUCAGCUGCAGUCAAAGGAGGUCAGGGAACUGCUCCAGCUCCCUCAGUCGACGCUGAUUGUCUCUCCUCGGACCCUGCGCCGAAGUUUUACCUGAAAGGACUGAACCUUUCCACUGCUUCCCCCCUCGGCACAGGCUCAACCUUCUGUGACGUUUAUACCUCGGAUAAACUCAACUUUCUGUAAGGAGCGCUGAAAAUUCAAGUAAUGCAGGGUUGAAUUCACACAUGGAACACAGCCAUUUCGCUCCUUGAUUUGAUUGUGUCAAAUACGCACAGUAACACAGACUAAACUCUUGAAUCCUCAAGAUUCAUUGUUAGGUCUUGGUUGAGAGCAAAGCAGUGGGCGCCAGGAGUAAUACCAAGACAGAAAUCUUUUUAGGUCAAUUCCUUCCAAUGAUAAAUUUUGUUUUAGGCUUUUCUUUUCCUUUUUUCCCUAUUUUUCUUGGAUACUAGAGAAAAAAGCUUACUUAACAGCUGUGGUCCAAGAGUGAACUAUAGGUUAUCUGUAUAAUGUGGAAUAAAUGUGUUUGCCAUAAAAAUAGGUUAGAUUUAUAAUAUAUACAUAUUAAUGUGUUGUUGAGAUUCUAAAAAUGAGUUUGUGUAGCAGAUUUUAGAGACUGGAGACUCAAACUGACUUCAACACUCAUGGAGAUCAAAACACCACACUUAGCAAUUUAUGCCACUAUUACCAGCUUCACUUACUGUUAAAUACUGUUUGUAUAUGAAUUUUAUAUGGUUGUUUCACACAUUUAUCAUGUGCCAUCAGCUGCACAACGUGUCUGUGUGGCUUUUAUCAUUACCUUUUGUGUGAUAUGUUUAUCACGUUUGUGGAAUAUAUGUACCCUGGAGCUUUUCCAUAAGCUCCUCUUGUGCCUUGGUCAUUAAAUCAUGAAAUAUAUUUAAAAUUG